AUGAAGAAGAAGAUCAGAUCUGAAUCCCAUUUCCAUUUCUUCUUCGCUCAAUCGCUCCUCGAUGUUCUGAAGCCCCAUUUUCAUUUCUUCUUUGCUCAAUCAUUCCUCGCCGUUCAGCCUUCAGCCGCGUCGCCUCGUCGUUCAGCCAUCGCCACCUCGCCUCGUCGUUCAGCCGUCGCUACCUCGCCGUUCAGCCGCCGCAACCCGCCAUUGCCUCCCUCUCAUGUUCAGCCACCGCCGGUCAGUGUAAGCUGCACUCUAGACCACACGCAUUCAGGCCGCGUACUGGAUUCGAAGAAUAUUGCUCCUCCUAGAGGUGAAGAAGAUGAAGGGGGCUAUGAAGAGGAUGGUGAAGAGGAGGAAGGGGCUAUGAAGAGGAGUGUGAGCAGGAAGAAACACAUGAGCCUUCAAUGGAGUUGGAAUAUUUGGAACUAAGGCGAAAGCUGAAAGAAAGAUUCGGGAUAGAGGUACAUAAACUUAGAGCUAAUUUAAGAGCCUAAGUAUAUUGUGUUGAUUGUUAUAAGUAUAUUGCGUUUGAAGUAUAUAUAUAGUUAUGUUUAUGUUCAUAUUUAUUAGAGUUGGUUUGAAAACCAUUGUGAAUAGAUAGUUUAAUUUUUUGUAAUUAGUUUUGUAUUUUUUGGGUGGAUUUGGAUUGAUAAGUAUA
Messenger RNA from Ipomoea nil (Japanese morning glory), 664 nucleotides. RefSeq lists its product as uncharacterized. Lineage: Eukaryota; Viridiplantae; Streptophyta; Magnoliopsida; Solanales; Convolvulaceae. The record is from RefSeq and is a predicted model, not a curated record. The transcript has 3 exons. The coding region runs from base 1 to 435 and encodes 144 amino acids.